This is a messenger RNA of Tyto alba (common barn owl), 4469 nucleotides long. RefSeq names its product xylosyltransferase 2 (gene XYLT2). Gene Ontology annotation, biological process: chondroitin sulfate proteoglycan biosynthetic process; heparan sulfate proteoglycan biosynthetic process. The record is from RefSeq and is a predicted model, not a curated record. Lineage: Eukaryota; Metazoa; Chordata; Aves; Strigiformes; Tytonidae. Bases 61 to 2637 code for a protein of 858 amino acids. Gene Ontology annotation, molecular function: protein xylosyltransferase activity. The transcript has 11 exons. Gene Ontology annotation, cellular component: membrane.
CCGCCGGCGCGUGCGCGCGGGAGGCUGCGCGCGCCCUGCCGCGGCGGAGCGGCCGUGACGAUGGUGGCCAGCGGGCGGGCGCGGAAGCUGGCCCGGCGCUACCGGCUGGCCGUGGCCACGGCCCUCGCCAUCCUCCUGCUCCAGGGGCUCGUCCUCUGGACCUCCGCCGGCCUCGACGAGGAGGGACCGGCCGAGGAGCGGCAGAAAAAAGCCCGGUUGCCCGAGAGCAGCGAUGGCUCCAAGGACUCAGACAGCUCUGCCGGGCGCCGGGGCAGCGCCAGCCGAAAGCACGGGCGAUGGCGGGGACGGCCGGACAGCCCCGGGGUGCUGGUGUCCAAGGUGGUGAGAGCCGUCACGGUGAGACACAAACUGGGAUGGAGGCUGCCGGCCGCGCCGGACUCCUCCAGCCGCAGGAACCUGACGGAGCUGCGCGGGGAGGCCCAGCUGGCCGUCUUCCAGCAGGGAGACACAGGCAGCGUGGAGGGGGCUCCCCAGCCCACCGAGAACAGCUUCACCCCCAAGUGCGAAAUCACGGGCAAAGACGCCCUCUCGGCGCUGGCCCGGGCCAGCAGCAAGCAGUGCCAACAGGAGAUCGCCAACGUGGUGUGUCUGCACCGGGCCGGCAGCCUCAUGCCCCAGUCUGUACCUCGCCACUGCCAGCUCUCGGGCAAGGUCAGCCCUGUCAUCCAGUGGGACGAGAGCCGGCUGCAGCAGAUGCCCCCCAGCAAGCCCGUGCGCAUUGCCUACAUGCUGGUUGUGCAUGGCAGGGCCAUUCGCCAGCUGAAGCGGCUCAUCAAGGCUGUGUACCACCAGCAGCACUUCUUCUACAUCCACGUCGACAAGCGCUCCAACUACCUCCAUCGCGAGGCAGUGGAGCUGGCCCGGCACUACCCCAACAUCCGUGUGACACCCUGGCGCAUGGUGACCAUCUGGGGAGGUGCCAGCCUGCUCAAGAUGUACCUGCGUAGCAUGAAGGAUCUGUUGGAACUGGCCGAGUGGCCCUGGGACUUCUUCAUCAACCUGAGUGCCACUGACUACCCCACGAGGACCAAUGAGGAGUUGGUGAUGUUCCUAUCCAAAUACAGAGAUAAGAACUUCCUGAAGUCUCAUGGCCGAGACAACGCCAGGUUUAUCAAGAAGCAGGGCCUGGACCGCUUGUUCCACGAGUGCGACUCCCACAUGUGGCGGCUGGGUGAGCGCCACAUCCCUGAGGGCAUCGUGGUGGAUGGAGGCUCCGACUGGUUCUCGCUGACACGCAGCUUCGUGGAGUACGUGGUCUAUGCCGACGACCAGCUGGUGUCCCAGCUGCGCCAGUUCUACACGUACACACUCCUGCCAGCCGAGUCCUUCUUCCACACGGUCCUGGAGAACAGUCACGCCUGUGAGACACUGGUCGAUAACAACCUCCGAGUCACCAACUGGAACCGGAAGCUGGGCUGUAAGUGCCAAUAUAAACACAUAGUCGACUGGUGUGGGUGCUCCCCAAAUGACUUCAAACCCCAGGACUUCCUCCGGCUACAGCAACUCUCCAGACCCACCUUCUUUGCCCGCAAGUUUGAGUCGACGGUGAAUCAGGAGGUGCUGGAGAUCCUGGACACGCAUCUCUACGGCAGCUACCCUCCCAGCACACCGGCCCUGAAGGCAUACUGGGAGAACGUCUACGACCGCGUUGAUGGGCUCAGUGGCCUCAGUGAUGUCACUCUCACUUUCUACACAGCCUUCUCCAGGCUGGGGCUCCACAAAGCUGCCUCCACGCCAUCAGCGAAGGCUGACAAGCUCUGCAGAUUUGAACCCCAGGGCUUCCCAUCCAGUGUGCACUUAUACUUCUAUGACGACCGUUUCCAGGGUUACCUCGUGAUGCAGGAAGUGCAGAAUUCGGCAACCGGGCAGGCAGAGUCUCUGGAGGUGUGGAUGAUGCCCCAAGGAGCUCUGAAGCUGGCAGGUCACGGAGGGCAGGCAAACCGCUUACAAAACCUUGAGGUGGGCACGGAGUGGGACCCCAAGGAAAGACUCUUCCGCAAUUUUGGAGGCUUGAUGGGGCCUUUUGAUGAGCCGGUGGCCAUGCAGAAGUGGUCGCGGGGUCCCAACCUGACGGCCACGGUGGUGUGGAUAGACCCCACCUACGUCAUCGCCGCCUCCUACGACAUCACGGUGGAUGCCGAGGCAGAGUUCACCCAGUACAAGCCCCCCCUCAAUCGGCCCCUCCGCCCUGGCGUCUGGACCAUCCGCCUCCUCCAGUUCUGGGAGCCCCUGGGGGAAAACCAGUUCUUGGUGGUGCCCCAGACUUUCAACCGCAAGCAGCCUCUCAGGAAAGAUGACAGCAACUGGCUGCACGGUGGGCCCCCUCGCAACGAGUACAUGGAGCAGAGCUUCCAGGGCCUGGGGGGGAUCCUCAACCUGCCGCGCUCCGAGGAGGCGGAGGAGGCAGCGGUGCGGAAGGCUCAGCUGACGGGCAAGGAGCUGGAGGACUGGGCGGACGGUGCCAUCGGCGCCUUCUGGUCCGUGGCGGAUGUCUGCAUCGGCAGCCCCUCCGCCUGCACCUCCCUGGAGACCUGCAGGGAAACCUCCUGGAGCUCCCUCUCCCCGGACCCCAAAUCAGAACUGGGGCCCGUCAAACCUGACGGGCGGCUGAGGUAGCAGGAGCAGCCGGGGGGGCGGCGGCCUUGGGAGCGAGGAGCAUCCUCCGUCACCGGCGUGGGGGGGGUGUCUCCAGACUACAUCACCCCGUGCCAUUUGCACCGUAGUCGCUUGAGGAAGAGAGAACGGGAGCCUCCGGGUGGGGGAAAACCACCUCCUGUGGCAUAUUUUGAGCGGAGGAGGAGGAGGUGCGAGGGCGGUCUUGCCCACCUCCCCCGGGAGAGCGUGCCGGGGCACCCGCUGCUGCAGGGGCACAGACAGCACUGGUGGCUGGGAAGAGCUGUGCGCUUGUUCCUUCAGGCCUUGGAGCCUCGGGAAGGGGUGAUGGGGGAGGGAGGGAAGGCUGGCGGAUGGGCGGACUCCGGACCAACUCAGCACCCUGCCCAGCCCCAGGCUGGAUCUCUGCAGGAUUAGGCCCUGUGCUGCUGGCUGCCCCCCUGGGAGGGCUGGCAAGGGACUCUAGGGACAGGCAGGAGCAGAAUGGGUGGAAGCCUGCCACGUGCACCGAGCUGCUGCUGGCCCAGGGCUUGCAUCUCAUCCCCUCCACCCCAGCCCUUUAGUUUGUAUUUUUAUAAAUAUAUAUAUAGAAAUAUAUAUGAUGCAAAGUGCAAUAGAGACGAGACCCCGCAUUGGCCGGGAAGUCCUUGUGUCUCCAUCUCCCCUCAGACUGUAACAUACCUUGUUCUCUUGGGUGUCCUGGUGCUACAGGACAGGGUGCUGGGUUGUUUACACAUUAUUUUUUUUUUUAUUAGUAGUAUUACUAUUAUUGUUUUGCUGUUUCCCCAUUUCCUGCUGGGGGCUGCUGGGGAGCUGCACCCUGCUGCCCCUCGGGCAGGGUCGGUUGUGGGGUGCUGCCUGCCCCUCCAAGGCAGCUGCCCGACUGUGCCAAAUAUUUGGAGCUGCAGGUGCGUGUUGCGUGACGGCGAGCAGGGGAGCGCUCGCUUCGCGGUUCCAGUCUGACAAGCCGCUGUAGACCCCGCUGCAUCCGUCUCCGCUUCAGCAAAGGGACACCCUGGUCCCCUGCCAAAACGCCAUCCGCGGGGCUGACGUCCUGCUGUGGGUGAGACAGCAGCUUGCUGUGCCCAGAGGGCUGCCCUGUGCCACGGCUCCUUGGGCCAACUUUUAUUUUCUCCUGUGUCGGCGAAAGCUCUCGGGAUCUGCUGUGCUUCCCUGGCCAAAAAGCAAAGAGGCGAGACAAGGUCCAGCCGGCUCCACCCGCUCUCCUCUGUUUCUGCUCGCCCCUUGGCUGGAGGGAAGAGAUGCCGUCUCCAAGGAAGGGGUGCAGCGGGGCCUCUUCAUCCUCCCAUGCUUGGGGACUGCCUGCGCCAUUCCUGUCUCCAAGACCAACGCUCCGUGGAGAAGUCUGGGUUUGGUUUUCAUCCCGGGAAGACGCUUCACAUCUUGCCUGCAGCCCGGGCAGGGGUAUUGCCCCCACAUAGCCGGGGAGCUGCUGGGGACACGCUGGAGCCUGGCUGGCCCAACCCCUCUGCCUGAGGCUGGGGCAGCAGCAGCCAGGGGCUCAGGGCCCGGGCUAGGCGGGGUUUUGCCAUCUUCCAAAGAUUUGUGCCAUCCUCCGAAGCCCCGGGCUUCCCUGCCUGCCUGGGCUCGUGCUCCCGGUCUCCCCAGUUUAAGGAUGUUGGUGCUGCAAGCGGCGCGUUGUAAAAUGGAGUGGGGGGGACACUCCCUCUGGGGGUGCUCUGGGGAUGUGGGGUGAGAGGGGCUGUGCAGGUCCAGCCCUCGCUGCAGGGGAGGACGCCAAAACUCUGUGUCGGAAGCAUUAUGUAAAGUUGUCUUAAAUAUGCAACAUCACCCCAAAUAUAUCUAUAUCUCUA